Messenger RNA from Astyanax mexicanus (Mexican tetra), 2373 nucleotides. RefSeq lists its product as uncharacterized. The record is from RefSeq and is a predicted model, not a curated record. The transcript is spliced from 4 exons. The coding region runs from base 93 to 920 and encodes 275 amino acids. Gene Ontology annotation, biological process: response to bacterium. NCBI's taxonomy places the organism in Eukaryota, Metazoa, Chordata, Actinopteri, Characiformes, Acestrorhamphidae.
UCCAAUCAGGUGUGUCACCGGGCUUGUAUUUGAACCACGGUGUACAACAACGUUCAAACACAUCUCUCUGCAUCAGUGUCUAAACAGGAACAAUGAUCACAUUCAUUGCUGCUCUUUGCUUGUUUACAACAGUGAAAACUGAAAGUUCUGGCCUUCAGGUUCAAACUGUGAAGAUUGGAAAUAAGGUUACGAUAAAAUGCGAUCAAACUUUGGACAAAGAGAAUACAAGUCAUUUUUUAGUUUGGUAUAAGCAGAGUUUAGGACAGGGACCAAAAUUUGUUGUGAGGUCAUUUACGGACAAUAAGAAACCCAGAUUUGCCUUGGAUUUUGCUGCUGGUCGUUUUACUGUGGAUGGUACAUUUGAUCUCAGUAUUAGUGAAACCAAACAAGAGGAUGAAGGAACUUAUUUCUGUGGAACAGUGAUAUCCAAUAUUGUGGAAUUUGGAUCUGGAACUCUCUUGUUUUUGCAAGCUGACAAGUUGAACGACAAUCCCCCGACUGAAACAGUGAUCAAGGGUGGAGACUCUGCUACACUCCAGUGUUCAGUUCAACCUUUGAGCUGUUCAGAAGAUCACAGUGUGUACUGGUUCAGACACGGAUCAGGAGAAUCUGAUCCAGGAAUCAUCUUCUCUCAUGGAAACAGGAGUGAUCAGUGUAAGAAAAGCUCUGAGACUGUUUCUCCUACACAGAGCUGUAUCUACAAACUCCCCAAGAACAACCUCAGCCUCUCUGAUGGAACUUAUUACUGUGCUGUAGCUGCAUGUGGAGAGAUACUGUUUGGAAAUGGAACAAGCUUGACAUUUAAAGGUGAUGACUGCAUGGAGCAGAUGAUCAUAUUGCACUGGCUCUCCAUUAUAAGAACAGCACUUCUUGCCUGCGUGAUUAUUCUUUUUACAGUUCCCCACUGUGUUUAUAAAUGAAGGAGUAAGAAAUGAGGAAAAUGAAGAGUAUCAAAUACUGAACAAGAAAAUCCACUUCAACUGUACAGGGGUUGGACAAUGAAAUUGAAACACCUGGUUUUAGACCACAAUAAUUUAUUGUCCUGACGGACAGUUCUGGUGGAAACAGGAGGGUUGAGGUGCACAUUGAAUUCUGACAUGAUUUGGGCAGCCGUGGUUUUAUGUUUUUUUGGAUAAAAUCCGGGUUAGCACCCAAAGUCCACAGUUAAUCCUGUUGGAUGUGGUUGGUCCUUCUUGGUGGUAUGCUGACAUUACCCUGGAUACCGUGGCUCUUGAUGCAUCACAAAGACUAGCUGUCUUGGUCACAGAUGUAUGGAACGCCCUUUGGGUCUUUACGUCUACAUUGACGUCCGUGUUAACACGUCCAAUUUGAACGUCUUAAGACGGCAAAUCUUACCGUGUUAACACGUUACUUUUGGACGUCUUAAGACGUUUAGAUGAUAGUACUUCCAUACUAUUGGUUGCCUCAAAUGUACCCACCCCUUGUUGAUGUAGGGUUUGCGUUGUGGUCACGUGGGCUCUACGCUGUGGUCACAUGUGCUUUAUGUUGUGGUCACAUGGGCUCUACGUUGUGGUCACAUGGGCUCUACGUAGGCUGUUUGUGAGGAUACGUAUGCAUCACAUGUCUUAUACGCAGCUGUGAAGUUGUAAUCGCAAUGGUCCAUGUGUGCCGGGUGGGUUUAUCUGUGAGAGUAAUUUGGGGCAAGGUCAGGGUGGGUCUUUGGAGGGGCUUUUUUGCAGUGUUUGGAUUCCCCCCCUCAGAUGUGAGUGCAGUGGUAGCACCCAAUUUUAAAGUUACGUGUUAACGCGGCACAUUUUGCCGUCUUAAGACGUUUGGAUGUCUUAAGACGUCCAAAAGUAACGUGUUAACACGGUAAGAUUUGCCGUCUUAAGACGUUCAAAUUGGACGUGUUAACACGGACGUCAAUGUAGACGUAAAGACCCAAAGGGCGUUCCAUACAGAUGCGCCAGCAAGACGUGCACCAACAAUUUGUCCUCUUUUGAACUCUGGUACGUCUCCCAUAAUGUUGUGUGCAUUGCAAUAUUUUGAGCAGAACUGUGCUCUUACCCUGCUAAUUGAACUUUCACACUCUUCUCUUACUGGUGCAAUGUGCAAUUAAUGAAGAUUGGCCACCAGGCUGCUCCAAUUUAGCCAUGAAACCUCCCACACUAAAAUGACAGGUGUUUCAGUUUCAUUGUCCAACCCCUGUACAUCAAAUAUUCAGAAUUUUGUUUUAGCUAGAAUUAUUCAGUGUUUCUGCAUAAUUUGUGUAAACGUGUGUUUUGAGUUAGUCAGUAAUUUUGCUAAAUCAAUCGGCUUUCCUAUUACAAAGUUUAUCUUUGUUCCUUCAUUUGAUGUUUCAGAUAAUAAUAUGCAGGAUAUGCUAAUGCUUCUCAUUAAACAUAAUGCUGU